Messenger RNA from Cornus florida, 2382 nucleotides. RefSeq lists its product as uncharacterized. NCBI's taxonomy places the organism in Eukaryota, Viridiplantae, Streptophyta, Magnoliopsida, Cornales, Cornaceae. Gene Ontology annotation, molecular function: hydrolase activity, hydrolyzing O-glycosyl compounds. The transcript has 14 exons. Bases 266 to 2179 code for a protein of 637 amino acids. Gene Ontology annotation, biological process: carbohydrate metabolic process. The record is from RefSeq and is a predicted model, not a curated record.
AAGAGCAGUUGAUUGGAUAAGAUUAAAAACAAUUCUAAAUGUUCUAUACUUACGAAAAGGACAAAAAAGGAAAAAAAGAAAAAGAAAUAUUUGAUCAAUAGUGUACCUGUAUUAACGGAAACUUCAGAUAACCAUUUCACCUCCAAACCCGAAUUACGAGGAGCAAGGAUUGACACCCGUUUACCACACUUGCUAUAUACCCGUAUUCAUCAUUUUCAUAGCUUCAGUUUCUCUCCAAACAAACAAACAAACAAUACCAGUGACAAUGAGGGCCUUCGUUUUGUGUUUUCUCUACCUCUUCUUCACUCCAACCCUACAGAGGGCAUUUUCUGCAAAGCAAUCCCGGAAAAGCCAAGAGCGCGCUAGCUUGCCCCCAAGAGGUUGGAACUCUUAUGAUUCCUUUUGUUGGAUCAUCUCUGAAGAGCAGUUCCUGCAAAAUGCACAACUCAUCAAACAACGCUUACAAGCGCAUGGAUACGAGUAUGUUGUCCUGGAUUACCUCUGGUUUAGGAAAAAUGUGCCAGGUUCUGGCACUAAUGCUGCCGGAUUCGACCUAAUUGACCAAUGGGGGAGAAUGGUUCCGGAUCCAGAUAGAUGGCCUUCGUCCAGAAAUGGGAAAGGAUUGAGUGAAGUAGCCAAGAAAGUUCAUGACAUGGGUUUGAAAUUCGGUCUUCAUGUCAUGAAAGGUUUAAGUUUUCAGGCCUUCAAUGCAAACACCCCAAUCUUAAACAUUAAAACGGGAAAAACUUAUGAAGAGGGUGGCAGGCAGUGGCGCGCGAAAGAUAUUGGGAUAAAGGAGAAGAAGUGUAAGUGGAUGCCACAGGGUUUCAUGAGUGUGAAUACCAGUUUGGGAGCUGGAAGAGCUUUCUUGAGGUCACUUUACAAACAGUAUGCCGGCUGGGGCGUUGAUCUAGUGAAAAAUGACUGUAUAUUUGGUGAUGACUUGGAUAUAGGCGAGAUAAACAUUGUGUCAAGGUUUUUGAGUGGAGUUAACCGUCCCAUUGUAUAUUCGCUGUCUCCUGGAACUAAAACGACAGUGGCAAUGGCAAAGAAAGUGAAUAAAGCAGUCAACAUGUACCGGAUAACAGGGGAUGACUGGGAUAAAUGGGAAGAUGUUGUAGCUCAUUUCGACGUCACAAGAGAUUUAGCUGCUGCUAAUAUGAUAGGAGCUGAGGGCAUGUUAGGAAAGUCAUGGCCUGAUUUGGAUAUGCUACCAUUGGGAUGGCUUACUGAUCCAGAUUCGAAUGAAGGUCCAUACAGAAAAUGUAAUCUUACUCUAAACGAGCAAAGAACUCAGAUGACACUGUGGUCCAUAGCCAAAUCUCCUCUCAUGUUUGGAGGAGAUAUGAGAAAUCUCGAUGAUGCCACCUACAGUCUCAUCACGAAUCCCACCUUACUGGAAAUAAACGCGUUCAGCUCAAACAAUAGGGAGUUUCCUUCCAUUACUGCUAGUUCUAAGGGAGGCCAGUUAACAACUAAGGGUGGACAAGAAACACAUUCUUUGGGACUCGUCAGCUGCAUGGAUUCCAAAGCGAUGGGUUGGUCUACUAAAGCUCUUGAUGACAAAACCGAACAACUCUGCUGGAAAGGAAGCUCGAAUAGUACUCAAACACCUAUGUGUCUACACAAGAAGAAGACUUCUUUGACAUUUGAAAAAGGGACUAUGUCGGAAAAGGGGACUAUGUCUAAGCAGUCAGAUCAAGGUAACUUCCAUUUAUUCGCGACACAUGCUAUGAAGUCAUGCUUGGAUGCUUCUCCAAGAAGGGACUUUGCUUCGGAUGACUUCAUGAGAGAUUCAUUUUCACCUUUUAGACAAGAUGAUGACAACCAGAUGUGGGUGUUCAACAAGAAUGGAACCCUCAAAAGCAGUCGUUCUGGUCUAUGUGCUACGAUAACAGAUGUUAAAGACAUUGCUGGUUCUGGAGGAACGCGCUCUUGGAUUGCUACAGGAAGAAAAGGAGAAGUAUAUCUUGCUUUCUUCAAUUUGAAUGCUCAAGAGACCGUAAUAUCUACAAAGAUAGCAGACCUGGUUAAGUCACUUCCUAAGCAAAAUCUGAAUAAAGUUUCAUGUAAUGGCAAAGAAUUAUGGAGUGGGAAAGAUUUGGGAGUAAUAAAAGACACCAUAUCUAUGCCUGUAGAGUCCCAUGCCUCUGUACUUUUUGUCUUGAAUUGCAAGUAGUGCUCAAUAUAUAUAUAUAUAUAUAUAUAUAUAUAUAUAUAUAUAUCACACAUUAUGUUCAUGGAUAUAGCUGUCCAAUGGGGACUUGAUUGAUCCCUCCAUUUUGAGAGAGGGAUGUACCACUACUAGGUCAAAUCUUUAGUGGGUAGUGUUUAAAACUUGAUGUAAUAUGAGUUCAUUGAUGUAAAUUUUUUUAUUUUUUA